Gamsiella multidivaricata is the source of this 1610-nucleotide messenger RNA. RefSeq names its product maintenance of telomere capping protein 1. Lineage: Eukaryota; Fungi; Mortierellomycota; Mortierellomycetes; Mortierellales; Mortierellaceae. Bases 78 to 1445 code for a protein of 455 amino acids. The transcript is spliced from 2 exons. The record is from RefSeq and is a predicted model, not a curated record.
CAUCAUCCUCCGUUUCCUUUUCAUCCCUCCCGCGUUUCUCAUUCCUCAGAAAACCUCCGACCGAACCAACAAUAAAGAUGUCUUCUUCAAAGGACGACGUGCUCCAGUUUCUCGACUCGCUUGACAACGCCCCCACGGACGCGCCCUCAACCUCAAGCACCUCCACAAACCCAGGUGACGGUACUACAGCCUCGCUUGACAAAACCACCGCCGGUGCCGGCACUUCGGGCGCACAGGACGAACAAUCCGUACUCGACUUUUUAGACGAAAUCACUCAGUCGGCUUCUUCGGCCACCACGCCUGCAGCGACUGCGGACUCCAAGGUUAUCUCGCCACCAGGGUCUCAGGGAAAGCCGUCGAUGUACGACGGGUCCGCAGCCUUGCCUUCGAGGUAUCUACAGCAGCAACAGCAGCAACCAGCCCAGCACCAGCAGCAACAAGCAGCACAGGCACAGGUGGACACGAGAGCUUCAUGGCUGGGUAGUUUGUGGUCGACGGCGUCUGAGGCGGUGAAGACGACGCAGACGGCCGUGCAGCAUUCAGUCAAGGCGACGAUGGAGAGCCAGACGACGAAGAGUCUUGAGGAGCGCGUCAAGGGAUUCGUGAAUGCUGAGAACAUUGGCAAGAUUGGCAACGACCUGAAAUCCCUGACCCUGAGCUCGAUGACCACAGUCCUUGAUGUGAUCGCACCCCCAAUAGCCGAACACGAAGUCGUCGAGAUCUGGCUGGCCCACGACAUGGUCGGCUACGUCGGUCUCGAGGCCAUCGUCCACAGAGCCUUUUCCAAAGUCAUGGAACAAACCGACGGCGGCGACGUGAUCGUCCAUCAGGGCGCCGGGACCACCAACCCCUCAGACGACAUUGCCCCGGAAGAUCGACAACUCAAUGCAUGUGAGGGUUAUGAACAGGCCGUCAAGCUCGCCAAGGCUAAUAUCGAGCAUCUCGUCAAGACCCAUUACGAUGCCGAGAAACAUACAGCAGAAGCAAAGAACCCGAAUACUAAUGCAUCGACUUGUCCAGUCUUCAUGGCCAUCCAGCCCUGUCGCGUGCCGCGUCACGGAUACAACGCUACGGCGUCAGAGAGCACCAGCGUUAAGGCCAUGGAGAAGGAUACGUUUAUCUCCUUCGUCUUGGUCCUGCAUGAUCCCACACACAAGCUUGAAUUCGAGUCCUGCUCACAGAGCAUGCCUGCUCAGUGGUUGUUGAUUCCCUACGAGGAGAACGAGUGGGUCGAGGACCGGAUGGUGGAUUGUAUUCGUUUGGCUGUGGGUGUGAUUGCUCAGGAUUAUGUCUGGACAAGGAUGAAGGGCGACGAGGUGCAGAGACUUCAGAUGCAGGAGGCCGAGGCCCAGGCGAAGCAGCAGCUUUUGGACCAGCAGCAGAAGCAGGAGCAGGAUGCCAAGGUUUCUGGGCAGGCUGAACUCAAUACUCCCAGCAACGCAUAAAAGACAGCUGUCAGGGGGGGAGACCAUUGAAGAACGAGCGGAUGACUCUUCUUCACGAAAGGGGGGUUGAGCGAGACCGCAGAUGCAAAGGCAAUUAGGCGUGAUAUUAUACAUAUCCUGCUUCUUCCUAUCUGCACACUGUAAUAAAGAAAACCAAAAACGCGA